UUCCUUCCUCCCUCCUUCGGCGGCGGCGGCGGGACAAAGCCAUGAAGCCGGCGCUGCUGCUGGAAGUGAUGCGGAUGAACCGGGUCUGCCGGAUGGUGCUGGUGACUUGCUUGGGCUCCUUCGCCCUCGUCAUCUUCUACUUCCAAAGUAUGUUGCACCCAGUAAUACGUAGAAAUCCAUUUGGAAUGGACAUCUGCUGUCGGAAGGGGUCACGAAGCCCCCUGCAGGAGCUCUACAAUCCAACCCAGUUGGAAUUAUCCAGCACAGCAAUCCUUCACCAGAUUCGGAGGGAUCAAGUCACAGACACAUGCCGAGUCAAUAGCAUGUCCAGCAGGAAGCGUCGUGUGCUGACACCCAAUGACCUCAAACAUUUGGUGGUUGAUGAGGCUCAUGAAUUGAUAUAUUGCUAUGUACCCAAAGUGGCCUGUACAAAUUGGAAGAGAGUUAUGAUGGUCUUGACUGGGAGGGGAAAAUACAGUGAUCCAAUGGAGAUACCAGCUAAUGAAGCCCAUGUCUCUUCAAACCUGAAGACACUCAACCAGUACAGCAUCCCAGAGAUCAAUCAUCGCUUGAAAAACUACAUGAAAUUUCUCUUUGUCCGUGAGCCUUUUGAGAGACUGGUGUCAGCCUAUCGAAACAAAUUCACCCAGAAAUACAACACUUCCUUUCACAAGAGAUAUGGUACCAAAAUAAUCAAACGCCAAAGGAAAAAUGCAACCCAGGAGGCUCUUCAUAAAGGUGAUGAUGUGAAAUUUGAGGAGUUUGUGGCUUAUCUCAUAGACCCGCACACCCAAAGGGAAGAGCCAUUCAAUGAACACUGGCAAACUGUUUAUUCUCUGUGUCAUCCUUGCCACAUCCAUUAUGACCUCAUAGGGAAAUACGAGACACUCGAAGAGGAUUCCAACUAUAUCCUUCAACUUGCGGGAGUAGGAAACUAUCUCAAGUUUCCCACCUAUGCAAAGUCUACAAGAACUACUGAUGAAAUGACUACAGAGUUCUUCCAGAACAUCAGCUCAGAACACCAAACACAGCUGUACGAAGUCUACAAACUUGAUUUUUUAAUGUUCAAUUAUUCCAUGCCAAGCUAUGUGAAAUUGGAAUGAGGUGUGGAGAGCCGGAGAGAAAGUGGGUAGGGUGGGUGGGGAAUGAAACCUGUUUUAUUUAAGAUUUUUAUUUGUCACACUUACUGAUGAAGAAUGGGUUAUUUUGUAAGUUAAUAUUUUCUUUUUGAAUGAUGCUGCGAGCAGCAUAGUUGGAAAUUUAUUAUUUAAAUUGUUGAUAAGAAAGGACAACUCUGUUUGCAGAGUAAGAAAAACUGCAGUGACUAGAAGUGCUACACUGUUAUUUUUGGGGGGGGGGGGGAUAUGUUCUUAAUGUCCUGAUGAAUUUCUUUCCUUUUGCAUUCUUCACUAGUCCUAGCCUUUAUGUUAUUUAUGCUUAUUUAAGGACAUAGUAGAUUUCUUGUUAGAAGCUGAAAUAUGACACUGUGUGGACAAAGACAAAGUUUCCUGUGCUCUCCUUGCUAGAAUUUGCUUCUUUUCCUAAUGUUCCUUUAUGACUAACAUUUAUCCCAAGUGAUAAAUGAUUCAGAUAGAGUAGAAAAAAUUGACAGAGGGCUGGAUUAAAGUUACCCAGUGAAUACACCCAUCCCUAAAUUCUAAAUGCCAACCUUGAAAUUUGCUCCAUAACAAAGAACAAUCUGGAGUUGGGAAUUGCUUUUCUGUGAGGUAAUUGGUAGCAAAGCAUCAUGAGUUGUAGCACAUUUUUAAAGGAGCUGAAUUUCAAAGAGUUUAAUAGUAAGUGCGCAGCAGGAGGUGGCUCCCUGUGUCCUUGGAACAGAGGUUCUUAAUGUUUGAUUGUUUUGAACAUCAGCUCCCAGAAGUCCAAGCCAGCAUGGCCAAUCAUCGGGUUGAAGAAGCUAAAGUCCAAAAAGGCUGAUAACCACAUGCUCUUGGAGACCUGUACAAAUAGACACCCUACAGUGAAGCAUUUGUGUUGCCGAUGCUGGUAUCAAUUACUUUGAAAGAGAAGGAUAUUAUGAAACUGUUGUCUUUCCAGCCUUGGAAAGCAAAAGUAUGCACACUUCCCAAUGUGAAUGUAUCUUGCAGAGAGAAACAUCUUUAAAACUUCACUUUGCUGGACAUGUUGUUCAUAAUUUUUUUUAAAAAAAAAUCUUUGCACUUGACAUUUCCUUCUUUGACAUCAAGGUGAAUGUGUGACAAUGGAUGCAUUACCCUUAUAAAUAGCAGCAGCCAGUAGUAAUGUUAUUCAGAACUUGAGUGUGUAAAUUUAUUGACUUGUAAGAGUGGUCAAAGGAUUCUGAAGAAAUUAAUUUAAAGGGAGACCCCAGUUAAUUGUGCAGCAGACUUUUAAAACAUAUAUAUUUUUAAUUUUUUUAAAAAAAAUAAACAGUUUUAAAGUACUUAAAUGAUGGAGAGAGCAAGCAUCAUUUUAGGAAGAAGCAUCACUUCCUUCUCACACAGAGGACUACAGAGAGUCAAACUAUAUGCUACAUAGAACAGAACUAAAGAUUUGUCUUUUCAGAAUCUGUAACAAACAGCUUCAUUUAUAUACCGCUUGACAUUGAACUAACAGUGUCUACGCGGUUUACAAUUGUAAGCUAUUUCACAGUAUUCACAUCCCAGAUGUGGAUUCAGGCCAGCAUAGGUAUGGGAGGUUUAAACUCUCAUCACUUUGUUUAGCUAAAAAUGAGGGGGCACAUGGUGGGAGAGUUAAAAAAUGAAAAUAAUUCCAUUGGUGCCAAUGGUUUGUUGCUGAUGAUUUACUUUCUCCCAUGUGGGGGGAAGGGAGUAACAAUUUAAUGAAAACAAGCUUCUAGGGAAGUUUACACUCCACUUGUGAACACUGGGCCUGAUCCUUACAAACUUUAGGCAGCUUUUUAAAUAAAGGAUCUUUGAUUUCAUGCUAUGUUUGAAACACAGCAUAUAGUUUGACUCCAUGGCAGUGCCUGCACAUGAGGUGGAUGAAUCCCCUAAAAAGAUUUUAGAUUCUGGGCUUUACUGAGUUACAGAGGGCCUCUUUAGAUGGUAAUGAAUAUUACUUAUCUUUCUUCAAAACAUGGUAAUCCUAAUUCUGCUGUAUUCUCCUAAUUCUGCUGUGUGGGGCAAAGUACCUUCUUGAUGCUGCCAUUGCUAUGAAACAUUUGAACAAUGUGGCUCUUCUUCAGAACAGUUCUUUUAUUAAUAUGCCAGUACCUGCAGACUUAAUCAGUUGAUCAAUUAAAAUAAUAUCAAGUCUUAACUUUCUAAAUUGGAUGACAAUCCCCAUUAUUAUUAUAAUCGUUAUAAGCAGCCCAGCAUGCUCAAAAUGAUUAGUGAUUUUGAUUUUCCAGCUGAGCAGCCUGAUCCAAAACAUGAAAGGAGUUAGUGCAUUUCAUUGAGCCAUGCUGAGGAUAACAGGAGGAGAAUGUUUUCAGACAGUUAUAAUCACAUCUGAUCAGGUUUCAGAAAUGUGUACAGCAAACAAUUCUCACUUGAUUCAGUCAUGAUUUGGUGGUGGAUUUAUAUGUGGCAAAUAUACAUAGAACAUCAGUUGCCCUAGGAAUACAGGCCCUGGGGCACUUUCACAUUAUAAAGAUAUAUGGUGAGGGUUCCACUUUCAUUGCCAUGUCUCCAUCCUAUGGAAUUGAAGUUUGCAUUUUAAGGAAUAUUUAGACUUCUCAGCCAGACAGCUGUAGUGCCUCACAAAACUGUAACCCCCCAGGAUUCCAUGGGAUACAGCCAUGACAGUUAAAGUGGAAGCAUUUUGCUUUGUGUAUAAUGUGAAAGAUCCAGAUUUCCUUGUGAAGUCCAAAUGAUGUGCUAAUACUAUCUCCCAAAUAUAUAUCAAACCAGCCCAGGAUUGAAACCAUCACUGAUUUCACAAGUGACUUUGUAGAAAGAGCAGAGUUAUCCAAUCUAACCUUCAGUGGAUGCUUGACCUAUAUGCUAAAAGCAGAGAAUGCCUCAGAAGCCUCUGCACUGUCAGUGAGACCUCCUGUGGAGUGUCCCAGCACUUCUGUGAGGGAAAUUGCUUGGCCAAUACAUUGGUCUUACAUUGGUAACAACAUGGCCAAGUGGAGGGAGAGUGUAACUGGUCAAACUGGACAACAUGUCUUUGUGGGAAAUCAGACCAACUACUAGACCAUGUCUACGGCUCUACCUGUCCUGGUUCACCCAAACAUAUAAUUAUGAAAUGAUGUUGUUUCUUAAUUUGUCAGGGCUCAUCAUUGUCUCAGUGAUGACCGCAGUAAGUUUACAAGAAGUAGGCCAUUCUGAGCAACCACAUGGGGCAAUUAUGGUAAUCUUGUUUCUAACUUUUGUUAGCAUAAACCUCAGGUAACCCAGUAUAAAUGCUUUGUUCGGUGUUGUGCAAGAGGUACCCAGCACUUCAUUGCACAAUGCCUUUGUCCAACUUCCAAUGAAGUGGAAAAAUGAGAGGUGUCUCAAGAAACCAGAAUGAAUGACUAAAGAAAUUUCAACUGAGUUAAGUUUUUAAAAGGGACAAGUAUAAGAAAUGGAAAAGGGGAGAAAUCACCAAAGAGGAUUUCAAACAAAUAGCUAGCACAUGUAGGAGGAAAGUUAAGAAAGGUAAAGCAAAGAAUGAGUUCAGGCUUGCUAGAGAGGUUAAAAACAAUAGAAAGGGCUUUUUUGGUUAUAUACUUAGCAAAAGGAAAAAAAAUAGAAAUAUUAAGACCAUUGCAUAGAGAAGAUAGCAAAAUACUAACAUGGCACAGAGAAAAGUCAGAACUACUCAACGCAUUAUUUGCCCCAAUUUUCUCACAAAAGGAAAACAGUACUCAACCAGGGGGAAAAGAUGCCACAGCAAUGGAAAUGGAGCACAGAGUAAGUAAAGAUGUAGUACAGGAAAACCUGGUCAGUCUAAAUAAAUUCAGGUCUCCAGGCCAGAUGAACAACAUCCAAGGGUGUUAAAAGAACUGGCAACUGUAAUCUCAGAGCCACUUUCAAUAAUCUUUGAGAAUACCUAGAGAACUGGAGAAGUCCCAGCAGAUGGGAGGAGGACAAAUAUUGUCCCCACUUUCAAAAAGUGGAAAAAACAGGACCCAAACAAUUACUACUCAGUCAGUCUGACAUCAAUACCAGGGAAGAUUGUAAAGCUGAUCAUUAAACAGAUGGACUGUAAGCAUUUAGAAAGGAAUGUCAUAAUCACUAAAAGUCAACAUGGGUUUCUCAAAAACAACACAUGCCAAACUAAUCUGAUCUCUCUUUUAGAUAAAGUCACAAGCUUGGUAGAUGAAAGGAAUGCUGUGGAUGUAACAUAUCUUGCCCCAUGAUAUUUUUGCAAACAAGCUAGUAAUAUGUGGAGUAGACAAUGCUACUGAGAAGUGGAUUUGUAAUUGGUUAACUAGCUGCACCCAAAGGUGCUCAUCAAUGGCUUCUCUUAAUCCUGAAGAGAAGUAACCAGUGGGGUACUGCAGGGUUUUUCCCUGGGCUCAGUGCUAUUCAACAUCUUUAUCAAUGACUUGAAUGGUGGAAUAGAGGUCAUGCUUAUCAAAUUUGCAGAUGACAACAAAUUACAAAGAGUAGCUAAUACCCCAGAGAACAGGAUCAAAAUCCAAAAUAACUUUAACAGAUUUGAAAGCUAGGCAAAAACUAACAAAAUGAAUUUCAACAAGGAUAAAUGUAAGGUACUACACUUAGGCAGAAAAAAUGAAAUGCAUAGGUAUGGGAUGGGGGAUAC
Molecule: messenger RNA, 5700 nt
Organism: Sceloporus undulatus (fence lizard)
Lineage: Eukaryota; Metazoa; Chordata; Lepidosauria; Squamata; Phrynosomatidae
Gene: CHST11
Product: carbohydrate sulfotransferase 11
Exons: 3
Coding region: 42-1103 (353 amino acids)
Biological process (GO): carbohydrate biosynthetic process; proteoglycan biosynthetic process
Cellular component (GO): membrane
Molecular function (GO): sulfotransferase activity
Source: RefSeq, a predicted model, not a curated record